Messenger RNA from Lolium perenne, 1865 nucleotides. RefSeq lists its product as uncharacterized. Gene Ontology annotation, molecular function: hydrolase activity, acting on carbon-nitrogen (but not peptide) bonds, in linear amides. NCBI's taxonomy places the organism in Eukaryota, Viridiplantae, Streptophyta, Magnoliopsida, Poales, Poaceae. The record is from RefSeq and is a predicted model, not a curated record.
CCUUUUGAAGAUGCUAUAAUGGAGAAGGUAGAUAUUUUACAUCUCCCUUGUCCACGCUCUGGACUGGGCAUCGCUGGUUACUGAGAGCAGCCGGGGCGUUUCUUCCCCAACCCGACGCGACCUAGCGAGCUCCACCGCCCCAAACGAAUCGAGCGGCGGCACAGGUCGGGCGAGCUCCACCACCGAGCAGGACCGGGGCGAGCUCCAGCUCUACCUUCCGGCGUCGAGCGCAGAUGCAGGGAACUUACAAAAGGGUCAAGCUCUGAAGUUAUAUAACAAAGCAUGGCUCCUCUGACUCCCAGACUUGUAGUGCCCAUAGAUGUGAAAAGGAAGCCUUGGGAGCAGAAGGUUCAUCUCCAUAACCGCUGGCAUCCGGAUAUCCCACCUGUUGCUGAUGUAACUGAAGGGGAAUUAUUCCGAGUUGAGAUGGUGGAUUGUACUGGAGGACGGGUUAGAGAUGAUGACUCCGCAGAUGAUAUCAAGUUUCUGGACCUCACAAUUGUUCAUUAUCUUAGUGGCCCCUUUAGAAUAGUUGAUGCUGAAGGGGUUCCAGCUUCACCCGGUGAUCUUCUUGCGGUAGAGAUCUGCAACCUCGGUCCGCUUCCUGGCGAUGAGUGGGGUUAUACUGGAAUAUUCGAAAGGGAUAAUGGAGGUGGAUUCUUAACUGACCACUUUCCAAGUGCAAGAAAAGCCAUUUGGUAUUUUGAAGGAAUUUAUGCAUACUCCCCUCAGAUACCUGGCGUUCGGUUUCCGGGUUUAACUCAUCCUGGUAUAGUUGGAACUGCACCAUCAGUCGAACUUCUUAAUAUAUGGAACGAAAGGGAAAGGAAAUUGACCGAGACAAGUCUCGAGUCUCUGAGCCUGUGUGAAGUUCUACACCAGAGGCCCCUUGCUAUCUUACCAACCUCCGAAAGCUGCUUACUUGGAAAUAUUGAAGAAGGGACUGCUGAAUGGCAAAAGAUUGCAACUGAAGCAGCAAGAACUAUUCCUGGAAGAGAGAACGGGGGGAACUGUGACAUUAAGAAUCUAAGCAGGGGUUCCAAAGUUUAUCUACCAGUAUUUGUUGAAGGAGCAAAUUUGAGUACUGGUGAUAUGCACUUUUCCCAAGGUGACGGUGAAGUCUCAUUUUGUGGAGCAAUAGAAAUGAGUGGAUUCCUUGAGCUAAAGUGUGAGAUUAUAAGAGGUGGGAUGAAGGAAUACUUGACUCCUGUUGGUCCGACAGCACUUCAUGUGAAUCCUAUCUUUGAGAUAGGUCCAGUGGAGCCACGCUUCUCAGAAUGGUUAGUAUUUGAGGGAAUCAGUGUAGAUGAAUCUGGGAAACAGCAUUUCCUUGAUGCAUCAGUUGCCUACAAGCGUGCAGUUCUGAAUGCCAUUGAAUACCUGUCCAGAUUUGGGUACUCUAAGGAGCAGGUCUAUCUUUUGCUAUCAUGUUGUCCAUGUGAGGGUAGGAUAUCCGGAAUAGUAGACGCUCCUAAUGCAGUGGCGACACUUGCCAUCCCUACAUCAAUAUUUGACCAGGAUAUAAGGCCAAAACGUCUGGGGCAUGGACCAAUAUUGAGGAGAACUCCGGAUGUUCUGAGGUGCACCUAGAAAUAGGAUGGACACCUUCCUGCAACACAAGACCAAAGUGGAACAGGGGCACCAUAGUGACUAACAUCUAAAAAUUAAUCCAUGAUGGACAUGUUUGCACUGUAUAGUUAUAUAAAUAUAAAUAAUCAUCUACGUACAUGCAACCUCUAAUGUGGACCAGAUGACCAGUAGUUGCAGUAUUUGACUUGUUGACACUUGAUAAUCUAUGUAUCAGAGAAUCAACAUAUAUGGAUACAGUUAUGCCAUAUAAAUUUUCUGUGUUGGCUUGUUGCAAA